CUGGCAACCCAUACGUGGAGAUUUAAUACUUAACCGUUUUAUACAAUAAUUACAAUAUAUUCCAUAGCCAGUUAUUACAUUAAAAGAAUAUAGUAAUUUUUAUAUCUUGUUACCGUGCCUAUUAUUAGGUUUUGAUUAUGGUGCAAUACCCCUGCGGUUCUUUAACAACAGGAAUGAAAUAAUUAAAAAGUUUCAUUUUAAUGGAAAUGUCAAAACUGAUGUCAAUUAAUGUGUACUCUGCACUCGCUACUCGUGGUUGUGUUUACUAUUUACUACAGUAAUACUUAUCCCUAUAUUAUAUAAAUUAAAAUACGACGAAAAGCAUAUAAAAAGACAUAUAAAUGUUAAAUAUAUACACUUUUGAAAAGGUUAUCUAUUCUGAUAUCAGAAGCAUACUAUUAUUUAUAUAAAAAAAGCAUUCGCAAUCAUAAUGAGUCGAAAACAAAGUAAUUUGAAAAAAAUAAAAUCCCUGUGUUAUUUGACAUUAGGGGGAUCCCUGUCGUACCAAAUAAUUUAUUUCAAAAAAGAUUUCAAUGGCUAUUAUGACAGUGUAUUACAACCAUUGAGUCAACGUCUCAAUCCCGAAUGGGCCCAUAAAAUUGGUGUAUCAGCGCUUAAGUACGGAAUUUUUCCUACUGAAAAUUUUGAAGAUCCUAAAGUUUUAAAUACAAAGUUCUUAAAGUACCAACUUAGUAACCCAAUUGGUAUUGCAGCUGGCUUCGACAAACAUGGUGAUGCCAUAACAGGGUUAAGAAAUAUAGGUUUUUCGAUAGUGGAAAUUGGAUCAAUAACACCCGAACCACAGCCUGGUAAUCCAAAACCUCGAGUAUUUAGGCUACCAGAAGACAGUGCAGUUAUUAAUAGAUAUGGUUUCAACAGUGAAGGUCACAAAGAAGUAUAUGACAAAAUUAGGAAUAUAGACAAGGCUUUGCUGCAAAAUGGGCUCUUGGGAGUUAAUUUGGGCAAGAAUAAAAAUUCUAAUGAUGCUGUUCAGGAUUACAGUUUAGGAAUCAAGAAAUUUCAAAAUAUAGCUGACUACUUUGUUAUAAAUAUAAGCAGUCCUAAUACUCCCGGUUUAAGAUCACUGCAAAAUAAAAACGAGCUACAGGAACUGUUAGCUGGUGUCAAUAAAACAUUAAACUCAUUAGAAGGAGCCAAGAGGCCACCUCUCCUUUUGAAACUGGCACCAGAUUUGACCCUCGAAGAAAUGAAAGAUAUUGUUUCUGUAAUUACAAAGAAAGAAACAAAAGUUGACGGUCUAAUCAUAUCCAACACCACAAUUGAAAGACCCUCCCUCAUUAAUCAAGAGUUUUCAUCGGAAACAGGUGGUCUAAGUGGAAAGCCCCUGACAAAUAAAUCUACUGAUAUUAUAAGAACUAUGUAUAAGCUAACAAAAGGUAGCAUACCCAUAAUAGGUGUAGGAGGAGUGUUCACGGGUCAAGAUGCUUAUGAAAAGAUAUUAGCCGGGGCAAGUGUUGUGCAAAUAUAUACAGCUCUCAUUUAUCACGGUCCUCCUGUCGUUACCAAGAUUAAAUCGGAGCUAGCUCAGUUGUUGUUAAAAGAUGGUUAUAAUGAUGUUAGUUCCGCUGUUGGUAAAGGUGUAAAAUAACAGAAAUUGACAAUUAUUUUUGAAGAUUAUAAUUGAUAUAAAUAUUUUCUAAAUAAACAUGACUACAAUAGUAAACUUGAUUUUAACAUUUUAUAAGGCCGUCUUCAUUUAUGUUUAACUCUUAACCUGUUCUUCUCGAUCUGAAAUAAAUAUUUUAAAGAUAUUUUAAUUUUUAUAAAUAAAAUGUAUCUACAACAGACUAUUUACCUAGUAUUUUGCAACUUGGCAGCUGAGACUGAAGAUACUGUUUACAUUCA
Vanessa atalanta (red admiral) is the source of this 1866-nucleotide messenger RNA. It is a transcript of the gene Dhod, whose product is annotated as dihydroorotate dehydrogenase (quinone), mitochondrial. The transcript has 5 exons. Lineage: Eukaryota; Metazoa; Arthropoda; Insecta; Lepidoptera; Nymphalidae. Bases 431 to 1609 code for a protein of 392 amino acids. Gene Ontology annotation, biological process: pyrimidine ribonucleotide biosynthetic process; 'de novo' pyrimidine nucleobase biosynthetic process. Gene Ontology annotation, molecular function: dihydroorotate dehydrogenase activity. Gene Ontology annotation, cellular component: cytoplasm; mitochondrial inner membrane. The record is from RefSeq and is a predicted model, not a curated record.